Cutaneotrichosporon cavernicola is the source of this 1128-nucleotide messenger RNA. RefSeq lists its product as uncharacterized. Gene Ontology annotation, cellular component: mitochondrion. Gene Ontology annotation, biological process: biotin biosynthetic process. The record is from RefSeq and is a predicted model, not a curated record. Bases 1 to 1128 code for a protein of 375 amino acids. NCBI's taxonomy places the organism in Eukaryota, Fungi, Basidiomycota, Tremellomycetes, Trichosporonales, Trichosporonaceae. Gene Ontology annotation, molecular function: 2 iron, 2 sulfur cluster binding; biotin synthase activity. The transcript has 3 exons.
AUGGCCGCCCUCCGUACCCUCCGAGCCCGCGCCCUCGUCGUUCCCCGCCUUGCGCGUGGUCACGCCGUCGCCGUCGAAGCCCGCACUGCUCCGCCAGCCGACGGCGCAGUCCGUAACGACUGGAGCCGGGCCGAGGUGCAGCGUAUCUUUGACGGGCCCCUCAUGGAGACCAUCUUCCGUGCAGCCAGUGUCCAUCGCUUGCACCACGACCCAAGCCGUAUCCAGCUGUGCACCCUCAUGAACAUCAAGACCGGCGGAUGCACCGAGGAUUGCAAGUACUGUUCCCAGUCGUCGUCGUAUAAGACGCAGACCAAGGCGUCUCGCCUCGUCGACAUUGAGCCGGUCCUCGAAGCCGCGCGGCAGGCAAAGGCAAACGGCUCGACCCGCUUCUGUAUGGGUGCAGCGUGGCGUGACCUCGCCGGCCGCAAGAGCGGUUUCGAGAAGAUCCUCACCAUGGUCCGCGAGGUCCGCGGUAUGGACAUGGAGGUGUGCACUACCCUCGGGAUGCUUAGUCCCGACCAAGCGCGGCGGCUCAAGGAGGCCGGUCUCAGUGCAUACAACCACAACCUCGACACGAGCCGCGAGUUCUACCCCAAAGUCAUCACUACACGCAGCUACGACGAGCGACUUGACACGAUUGCAGCGGUACGCGACGCAGGCAUCUCGGUGUGCUCGGGCGGUAUCCUGGGACUUGGGGAGAAGGACGAGGAUCGCGUCGGACUUAUUUGGCAAGUUGGAAACAUGGGCGAACACCCUGAGAGCUUCCCCGUCAACACGCUUGUGCCUAUUGAAGGGACGCCGCUUGAGAACAACGACCCGGUCCAGGUCCACACCGUGCUCCGCACGAUCGCGACGGCCCGCAUCGUCCUUCCCAAGACGAUUAUCCGCCUCGCCGCCGGCCGCCACACGUUCUCCGAGACCGAGCAGGCAAUGGCGUUCAUGGCCGGCGCCAACGCCAUCUUUACAGGCGAGACUAUGCUGACUACCCCUUGCACUGGGUGGGACGUCGACAAGGCCAUGCUCGACCGCUGGGGUCUGCGUGGUAUGCGUUCGUUCGAGGACGCCGAGAGUGUCGAGGUGCUUGACAAGGCUGCCACGACCGAGGCCGAGGCGUCGGUUGCGCCCUAG